Angiostrongylus costaricensis is the source of this 1050-nucleotide messenger RNA. Lineage: Eukaryota; Metazoa; Nematoda; Chromadorea; Rhabditida; Metastrongylidae. The record is from the annotation of a GenBank genome assembly.
AUGCAUGAUGCGAUCAUCGUCGAACGCCUGUUCAGUUCUUCACUGAUCGUCAUUGUCUCUCAGAAAGAGCCUCGCAUAAUGAAUAUUUAUCACUUUAAAAGCAAGAAUAUGAUAUGUUGUCAUAAGUUUACGAAAUCUGUGCUUAACGUCAAACUGAACAGAGAUCGGGUCGUCGUCUGUCUUGAGGACUGUAUACACAUUUACGUGUUGAAGGAUAUGAAGCCACUCCAUACUAUAUUGGACACACCAUUGAAUCGACUUGGUCUAAUCGAUCUUUCUCCUGCAGGAAGCUCUUUGAUUGCGUAUCCAGCGAGUUUGGAAGCAGGAAGUGUGCACAUUUUCGACUGUAUGAAUUUAUCAGCGGUGAACACCUUCACUGUUCAUGACGGCCCUCUCGCUUGCCUCAGAUUUAACAUAGAAGGUACAAUGCUUGCAACGGCUAGCACUAAGGGGACAGUAAUUCGAGUCUACAGCGUCCCACAAGGUACAAGGCUGUUCGAAUGUGUAACCAUCUAUUCACUUGCCUUUUCUGCCGACUCAACGUAUCUGUGCUCAUCAAGUAACACUGAGACGGUUCAUGUUUUUAAGCUGGAUAAGUCAGAAGACCAGGAAAAGAAGGCCGGGUGGUUCGGUUAUUUAACCCAAGCGGCGUCAAGCUAUCUUCCUGCUCAGGUGAACGAGCUUAUGACUGUUGAGCGAAGUUUUGCUACCGCCAUUCUACCAGGAUCUGACAAAAAGAAUGUGGCUGCUAUGCCGACGAUCAAAGGACAACCUCAUCUACUCGUGGCUACCACCGACGGAUUCCUGUAUUGCUAUCGUGUGCUAAGUUCUGGAGGUGAAUGUGACCUUGUGAAAAUGCAUCGUAUCGGUAUCAGUGCUACCGAUACAAGUAGGGGAGAUCCAAGUAAGAUAUCACUUCUUAUAGUUGAACUCAUUGCUGGCAUAUAUCGAUUUUCAUCAGAUCGACCCAAGCCAGCCGAAAGUAGCGCUCGAGUGCCAGAUGCAAAUGAUCCCGAAGAUUUUCCUCCUAUUUGUCACACGACAGGGUAG